AUGGAUUCAUUCUUCAAACGUGGAUUUUCAUUGUUUGUGCUUCUUUUCAAACUAAUCGGAGCUUCUGACGAAUAUUUUGAAGAUUUGUUUGAAAGUAACUCAAUUUUGGAUCGAAAUGCUAUAAAUAUUGAUGAUUACAAAUGGCCCAAUGCGAAAAUUCCGUACAUUUUUAGCGAAGAUUAUUCUCAUUUUGAUCGUUUUAAAGUUUUGCAUGCCAUGUACGAAAUAGAAAAAGAUACAUGUGUGGAUUUUGUUGAGUACCGCGAAGAAAAUGACACUUAUAUAAAGUUCGUAAAAGCAGGGGGAUGCGGAAGUCAAAUUGGAUAUCGAAAAAAUGUAGAUGUCCCAAUGGAAGUAUCUUAUAAUCAACAUUGCUUAGAAAGACCAGGCGCCAUCAUUCAUGAGCUUUUACACGUUACGGGAUUAUUUCAUGAACAAUGUCGACCAGAUCGAGAUGAACAUAUUAAAGUUUUAUGGGACAAUAUUAAACCACAAUUUCGUCAAAAUUUCAUUAAACUUCCUGCCGAUUUUGCAACAACUUUUGACUUACCGUAUGAUUUCAAAAGUCUCAUGCAUUAUCCGAGAAAUGCAUUCUCCAAACAAGCUGAUCUUUUCACGAUGGUAGCUCUCAAUGACACAGAAAUGGAAUUAGGUCAAACAGAAGGCCCAUCAUUCCUUGACUUGGAAAAAGUACGAAGAAUGUACAACUGUUCAAAAAAUGACAACGACAACAAAACAUCGAUGUGA
Culicoides brevitarsis is the source of this 747-nucleotide messenger RNA. RefSeq names its product zinc metalloproteinase nas-13. Bases 1 to 747 code for a protein of 248 amino acids. The record is from RefSeq and is a predicted model, not a curated record. Gene Ontology annotation, molecular function: metalloendopeptidase activity; zinc ion binding. NCBI's taxonomy places the organism in Eukaryota, Metazoa, Arthropoda, Insecta, Diptera, Ceratopogonidae. The transcript has 3 exons. Gene Ontology annotation, biological process: proteolysis.